AUGGCAACAGCAAAUUCACGGCCCACGAUGCGAAAAGACCGUCAUUGCCCCCGAGUCGACACCCUCGAGCUGAAACACCACAUCCAGAUGAAACUCGGCCACCACAAAUCCGAAAAGUACUUUAAUCUCUUAAAUAAGUACUUAACCUUCGGUCUCAGCAAAUCGGAAUUCGACAGGUUCUGUAUCGAGCUAAUCGGAAAACAGAAUCUCCCCCUUCACAACAAACUCAUUCGCGCCAUUUUAAAAAACGCAUGUGCCGCCAAUUCUCCUCCUCCCGGUAAAGACUCAAAACCAGCAAAAAACGGAUAUCAAAAUAGCCUCCAUUUGCUGAGGGACGUUUUCCCUCAGUCACCUAGAAAAGGGCGCUCUCCUUCCCUUCGCCACCGGAUGAGCCCACUUGGGCCCAACGCGAAGGCCCAAAUUGCGGCCCGUGAGGAAGCCUGCCCAAGAAUCCAAGAACAGCAGAGUGCAACAGAGAUUUUCUCUUUGGGCAGCCGGCCUCCGGUUGAAGUCACAUCUGAAGAAGGUGAGGAAGUCGAGCAAAUGGCCUUGAGCCCCGGAAUACAUAGCCGAACCGAACUUAAGGCUCCGUUUGGGGUUCGUUUCAAUUCGAGAGAAACGAAGAAGUUUCUCUCGCGUGGAUUUCCUCAUGAGGAGGAUUUGGAGGCUUGUUAUAAUAAUACCGGGCUUUUAAGUACGGGUAGUUUGAGGAAGAGGUUGGAUAAGAAAUUGGGUGUGGAGGGCUUAACAGUCUCGGCUUAUUGCGUGAACUUGAUAAACAACGGGCUCGAUGUGUAUUUGAAGAGAUUAAUAAAACCCUGUCUUGAUUUGGCUGCGUCGAGGUCUGUAGAGAAGACGUAUGUGUCAUUUGCGGACUUUGAGGUUGCAAUGCAGUCGAAUCCUAGGAUACUCGGAGAGGAUUGGCCUGUGUUGCUCGAGAAAGUGGGCUUGCGUGUGUCGGAUAAUUGUAUGGGUUGA
Molecule: messenger RNA, 978 nt
Organism: Striga asiatica
Lineage: Eukaryota; Viridiplantae; Streptophyta; Magnoliopsida; Lamiales; Orobanchaceae
Source: the annotation of a GenBank genome assembly